AUGACCACUCUUUUCCAGAGCCUCUCUAGCCUCACGCCGCUUCAGAUUCCCUCUACCCCAGACAAGGCACUUGAAGCGCAUCAACCAUCUAGCGCCUUGCACAGGCUUUCGCAGUCGGACACCCAGCAUGCCCGCAGCGUGUUUUUGACCCUCCAAGUCCUUUUCCCACACGAGCUGCUGCCGGCGUUGGACAUACUGGACCGUGGACUUGUCACGAGGUUUACGGUCCAAAUAGGCGACGGACACAAACAGGAAAACGAGAGCAGGUUGUCUGCUCUGCCCGAUGUAAACCCUGACGCCCGGUAUGCGGCCAGACCUGAUGAAGAUUGGGAGGUCUACUACAUCCAAUCAUCCUCCGCCGUUACAUCGAGGCCAACUGGCCGUGGCCGCUCGACCAGAUCCAGGACGGCAGGCUCUUCGCGGUACUCAACCCGCAGACAUGACGCCGGUGCCACUUUCUACGAGGUCCGCCUCGAUAGCUGGAACUGCAAUUGUCCCGCGUUUAGUGUAUCCGCGUUUCAGGGAAUGAAUGCGCAGGGUGACGGCGAGGACGUGUGCGGUAGUGUAUUCGACAAAAUAGGAGACCUCUUAAGCUCUUCAGGCGCUGCAUCUGUGUCUACAGAGCGCGCAGGAUGGGUGUUCGGAGGUGUCACCACCAAUAUUUCCACCCGUCUAGUGCCUUCGUGCAAACACAUUCUCGCCGCGGUACUAGCCAAAGCUGCCCCGAACCUUUUCGCCUCUGGCGUGCGGGCAAAGAAAGUCUCCAGGGAAGAGCUUACGGCAUGGGGAGGGGGAUGGGGAGAAUUAGGCGUGCAGUGA
This is a messenger RNA of Capronia epimyces CBS 606.96, 819 nucleotides long. RefSeq lists its product as uncharacterized. The record is from RefSeq and is a predicted model, not a curated record. NCBI's taxonomy places the organism in Eukaryota, Fungi, Ascomycota, Eurotiomycetes, Chaetothyriales, Herpotrichiellaceae. Bases 1 to 819 code for a protein of 272 amino acids. The transcript has a single exon.